AAUCACUAAAGCAGAGGCUGAGAUUCUGUGUGUGAAUGAGAAACGAGUACCUAACAGGAGUCUAACAACUCUAAGUUACCCGUGGACAACACCAGAACUCUGGAGGUCAGUAUGCUGCUGGAUAUACUCCUCAUCCUUCAUCUCCAGGUGCUAGUCAUAGCAUCUUCAUCCUCUUCUGAGGAAGAUGGAAGCAGUGAGAGGGAAUCCGAACACAGUAAAGGUUCUUCUCAUCAGGACCACUGGGGUUACCAUGAUCAGGAAUCGUGGUUAUCUGCGUUUGAACACUGUAGAGGGAAAUCUCAGUCUCCAAUCAACAUAGAUACUCGUAAUGUUCCGUAUGACCCUAAACUCCCUCCGCUUAAACUGGAGGGUUAUGAUCUCACUGGCUCAACCGCUCUUACCCUCAUCAACAACGGACACACAUUGCAGCUGAGCCUGCCGAGCAACAUGCGUAUCAUGAGGGGAUUCGAUCACGUUUAUGUUGCAGCCCAGCUCCACUUCCACUGGGGAACUAAAGAGGUCCCUGGUUCAGAGCACACUAUAGAUAAUGUUCAUUUCCCUGCUGAGAUCCACGUGGUUCAUUAUAACUCCAAAUACGCAAAUCUCGCUGAGGCUGCUACUAAAGCUGAUGGAUUGGCAGUGUUAGGAGGAUUCAUAGGUAUUGGCCUUCAUGAUAAUGAUAACUAUGAGAAGAUCCUGUCUGCUUUAAAAGACGUCAGCAUAGAGGAGUCAGACACAGAGAUUCCUGGUUUUAAUGUGCGCCAUCUACUGCCAGACAGCCUGGAGAGGUUUUAUAGGUACAACGGGUCCCUGACAACCCCUCCAUGUUUUCAGACGGUCAGCUGGACUGUGUUUAACGAAUCAAUCAGAGUGUCAAGAAAACAGCUGGCGGCCUUGGAGGACACGUUAAAAACUGAACAUAACAAGCUUUUGUCCAAAAACUUCAGAGCGCCACAACUUCUGCAUGGAAGAAAAGUGCUGGCAUCUUUCCACACAGGACCCCAUAUAGGAAAACCCAAAGCUCUAGCGCCCGAAACAGAAGACAGCAGUAUAAUGGAAUCUAGUGGACACAUUCUGGCGAUUAUCUUUGGCGCUCUGUUUGCUAUCACAUUGCUGGUCUUCUCCGUGUACACAUAUCGACAGCGGAAAAAGUACUCAAAGUUUAAAAAAGACUCCAAGCAAAAUGUUAUUUAUAAACCAGCCGCCAUUGGAAAGGACAUGGAUCAAACCUCUGUUACUGUAACAUAAGCCACAUAAAUAUUCAGAAACUAGUUUUGUCUUGUGUGUUAAGCGAAGAGAGUUCAGAGUGAGAUUUUGGAAUUAAUUGCAUUUUGUAAUGUUGGAUAUCAUUGCACUCCUGGACAAAAAAAAAGGCCAAGGUCCAAAAUGACUAAACACUAAGGUUUAAUUGUCUUAACCACAAAUUAUUGGUCAGGAAAUAGCUCAAUUUAAGCAAAUGCACUACUUAAAAAACCCAUUGCCGUCUCAGAAAACGUUUUGGCCAGAAUAUGGGAUGUUUGAUUCAGACUGGUUGUGUGGAGUGAUGAAUCACAAUAAGACAUGAGUUGCGUAGUGUUGAGCCAGAGCGGUGUCUGGUGAGAAAUAUGAUGAUGAAUGCAUUUCUAGCACAGUGAAGCAUGGGGGAAGACGUGUCAUUGUGUGAGGAGCCUUUCAGCUGCUUCUGCUAGUGAGCUGAUCACUGUCAAAACUCAGUUAAUGCUUUGGAGUAUAGACCUUUUUCCUUUUUUUGCCAUUACGAUGCUCUUCUGUUCCGGUCUCCAUAGGAACCCAUUCAUAUAGCGGCUAUCUGUUUUUAAUGUAGCUAACGUCGGCAGCUUUGUGUCAUCUGUGUGUGUCAUUAAACUUUGAGGAGUGAGGCACUGACAAAUGGCAGUCAUUGCAACAUUGCGAAGUGGUGGUGCUAAGGAGCCAUGUGCUUUUUAAAAACAUUUAAAUAGGUUUAACAUUAGAUUAUCAGUUUGGAAUAUCUAAUUUGAUGAGAAACACUGCAGACCGGAAAAGAAAAGCAUCCUUCCGGUUAAGAGUCAGACAUGACUUGGUUCCAACAACUAAAAAAAAUGUUAUCUAAAGAGUAAUGAUCAGAUGUUAUUUUUCAACAAGACAAUGCUUCUGUCUAUACUGCAAAGAUGACCAAGAAAUUUAAAGAAAACUAAAGGAGAAGGCUAUUAAGUUAGUUUACCCACAGUAUGAAUGCAGCCCUUGGUAGUUUCCAGAAGUGAUUUGUGAUUAAAAUGGUUAAGAUAAUUAACAGACCACUAAAUAUUUUGCCAUUUGGCUUGGCCCACUUUUUUUUUUUUUUUUUGCCUUGGAGUGAAAAAGGUUAUUGCAACUUUUUAUCUCACAAGACUUUUUUUCUUAAAGUUUUGUGAUAUAUAAAGUCAGAAUUGGGAGAUAUAAACUCGCAAUUCUAAGAAAUUAAGUCAGAACUGGGAGAUAUAAGCUUGCAGUUCAGACUUUUUCUCAGAAUUGCAUGAUAUAAACUCACAAUUGCAAGUUAUAAAGUCCAAUUUCGAAGAGAAAAAGACUGAUAUGUUCUCAGAAUUGCGAGUUUAUAUCUCACAAUUCUGACUUAAUAACUCAGAACUGCAGAGACAUUCUAAAAUGCUUUAACGCUUAACGUGGCUUAAUGCAUUAAAACAGUGUUUUUAAAUGACCAAAACCAAUAAACAAUACUAAUAAAUCAUGCUAUGCACAGACAAACUUGUGUUCGGUCUUUUAAAUUCACUGUUGUAUUGCAUUAAGCCACGUUAAGCAUUAAGCGUUUUCCUCCCAUAGAAAACCAUUAUAAGAAAAACACUUAACGCGCAGUUAAAUGCAUUGCAUUCGUAUUAUGUCUCAUAUCUUGCUUAUCUAAUGAUUCAUUAACAAUGUUUAUUGAGUUUGGUCAAUUACAAAAAACUGUUCUAAUGCAUUAAGCCAUUAAGCAUUUUCCUUGUGGGAGGAAACUGCAAGAUAUAAACUCGCAAUUCUGAGAAAAAAGUGAGAAUUGUGAGUUUUUAUCUUGUAAUUCUGACUUUAUUUCUCACAGUUGUGACUUCAUUCUCUUCAUUCUCAGUUUAUGUCUCACAAUUCUGACUUUAUAACUCUAAAUUGUGAGUUUAUAUCAAGUCAAGUCAAGUCACCUUUAUUUAUAUAUUGCUUGUAACAAUACAGAAUUGUGUCAAAGCUGCUGUACAGUAUUAAAUAUGAAAUAGUGCAUCAAUAACGCAAAAGGGCAACAGUAAACACUCAAUUAUCAGGUAAAGGCAGUUCAUCAUUGGAUUCAGUGAUGUCAUCAUCGCAAUUCAGAUUUGUGAGUUUAUAUCUUGCAAUUCUGACUGUAUAACUAAAUUGUGAGAUUACACCACGCAAUUCUGACUUCAUUUCUCAGAAUAGCAAUUAGUUUAUAUCUCACAGUUCUGACUUUAUAACUGAGAAAAAAAGUCAGAAUUGUGAGAUGUAAACUUGCAAUUGCGAACAAAAAGUCAGAACUGAGAUAAAAAGUCGCAAUUACCGUUUUUUUUUUCUUUUUUUUUUAACAUUUUUUUAUUCAGUGGCAGAAACAGGCUUCCAUAGUUUUUUGUACAAAGAUGUGUCAACAAAUUUUUCUCCUUUUUAUUUUUAAUGGUGUUUUUUCCCAUUGUAUUUAGUAACUUAAAUGAUCAUGUUGUAAAUAUUAUAUUAAUCUCCUACAAAAUGUAUAAUGUAACUCAAACAGUAUCUGAUCAGAACCUAGUUGGCAUUUAGAUAAACUGUCAACCACAUUCAUGUAUUACCUAGAUAGUGAUCACUGCCUCCAAUCUCCAGUCAUCUUACAGUGGACUUUAGAAACUUUUAGUCAUGAUAUACUUACAACUAUACUAACUUUGUGAAGCUGCGUGACAAAACUUGUGGAAAAAUCUUCAGUCACUUCUCUCAUAAUGGACUGUUCUUUACCCCCUUCGCUGCAGGUAAGUAUCAAACACGGUCCAGAUUACUAAACAUUUACACAAGGAUUUCUGUCAGCGCCGGCAAUGUUUAAGACGAUUAAACUUUGAAUUUGGAAAGCGCUUUGGAAAGUUGAGUUAACCUAUAUGUGUUAUAAAUAAGAAGUUAUGAAAGGUCGUGUAGAGGUGUGUAUUUCAACACAUUUUGUUGAAGACUGACUGUGAAGCAUGCAAUCCAAUGCAUCUUGCAGGUCACAAGGUCAGUUCUCAGAUUUCAGUAAGAUAUUUACACAAGGGCAGAGGUCACAUGACUCUGAGAGCCUAAAGCAACAAAUACCUUUAACACUUUAUACAUUAACAUGAGUCAAUGCAAUAGCUAACAUGAAACAAUGAUUCAACAGCAUUUAUUAAUCUCAACUGUCAAUUACCAAUAAAAUCUUUAAAAAUGAGCAUUAAAGAGACAAUUGUGUUGUUCUAAACCUGUGUGAGUUUCUUUCUUCUGCUGAACACAAAUGCAGAUAUUUUAAAGAAAAUGGGUAACCAAAUAGUUUUUGGUCCCAGCUGACUUCCAUAGUGUUAUUUCUCCUCACAUUAUGGAAGUCAAUGGGGGCCAGAAAUGUUUGUGUUUAGCAGAAUAAAGAAUUUUCUAUGGGUUUAGAUCAACAAAUGAUGACAGAAUUUUCAUUUUUGGGUGAACUGUCCCUCCGCAGACAUUCACUAAUAUUUACCCUCUGGUUGUGUUCGCAUUCCUGUCACACUUGUGGUGUUCCUGGUCAAAAAUGACCGGCUUAUGAAUCUCUCAUUAUGCUAUAUUAUCACCAAAUUCAAUCUUUUUGUCAAAUAGUUUUUUUUUUUUUCCAUUUAGGAAUGGUUUCGUGUUUCUAUUUGCAUCUGAUUAAUCGUAGGUCUCAUUUAUCCAAAAGUAGGCACCUCAUUACUAUUGUGAGUAUUGUACCUAUUUCAUCCUACCAUGAACUGCAUGCAAUAUGCUUUUAUGAUAACUCUCUAUCUCUCUCUCUCACACACAUGCUCAAACUGCCUUGUCUUUAGCCUACGUUUUUCAUGUUCUCACAGAGUAGACGAAAGUUUACAAAUAAAUGCUUUAGCACAGAGAGAGAUUCAGCUUGUUGUUUCAUGAUAUUGUCUGUGUUUGACAGUGUCAGUGUGCAGGAUAUAUAUAACUAAAAUAUAACAGUUUUGGUUUGUUGUUCCAUAAAAUGUUAUAAUGUAAAUAAACAAUGUGUUCUUUCUUGUAUGUCACGAUGUUCAGAUUUAACAGGAACAGCGUAAGUGUUACUUUGUGCCCCUUUUUCAGAAAAUAAAAGCAUUUCAAAAUAAAGGUCCUGUUUGUGAUCUUCCCCAUUAAUUUUCAAUGGCUGGCCAUUUUUUAAAAAGUGACUUUGUGCAAUUUUGUACAAAAUAAAGGCAUUUAAAAGCAAACUUCCUGAUUGAACAUUAAAGCACACUAGUGUGAGAAACAGUGCAAAUUUUUAUAUAUUUUUGAAAAUGAUUCAUAAGAAAUGUUUUUUUUCACUCAAAAAAUGAGGUACCUACUCUCAGAUAAAUGAGACAUGAUUAAUCAGAUGCAAAUAGAAACACAAAACCAGUCCUAAAUGAAAGAAAACAAGUUGACAAAAAGGUUGAAUCCAAUAUUUGGUGACAAUAUAGCAUAAUGAGAGAUUUAUAAGCAAUUGUUUGGAGUCUGGUCAUUUUUGACCUGGAACAUCACAAGUGUGACUUUUGUGCAAUUUUGUACAAAAUAAAAGCAUUUAAAAGCAAACUAGUGUGAUAAACAGUGCUAAUUUUACACAUUUUUUUAACUCAUAUUGUGAAAAUUAUUCAUAAAAAAAUACUUUUUCACUCAGAAAACAGGGUACCUACAUUUAAAAAUAAAGGUGUUUUACGAUGCCAUAGAAGAACCUUUUUUGUCUAAAUGGUUUCAUAAAGAACAUUCAACAUCUGAAGAACUCAAAAGGUUCUUUGUAGUGAAAGAAGAUUCUUCAGAUUUUAAAAGGUAAGAAAGAGAUGGUUCUUUGUGAAACCAAAAAUGGUUCUUCUAUGGCAUCACCUUUCGAAGCACCUUUAUUUUUAAGAGUGUACUCUCAGAAAAACGAGGCCUACGAUUAAUCAGAUACAAACAGAAACACAAAACCAGUCCUAAAUGAAAGAAAACAAGUUGACAAAAAGAAUGAAUUUAAUAUUUGGUGACAAUAUAGCAUAAUGAGAGAUUUAUAAGCAAUUGUUUGGAGUCCAGCCAUUUUUGACUAGGUGAAAACUCAACUAAAACUCAAAAAAAAUUCUGAGAAGUUACACCCUGUGUGAACA
Molecule: messenger RNA, 6251 nt
Organism: Labeo rohita (rohu)
Lineage: Eukaryota; Metazoa; Chordata; Actinopteri; Cypriniformes; Cyprinidae
Gene: ca9
Product: carbonic anhydrase IX
Exons: 11
Coding region: 112-1248 (378 amino acids)
Cellular component (GO): plasma membrane
Molecular function (GO): zinc ion binding; carbonate dehydratase activity
Source: RefSeq, a predicted model, not a curated record